Messenger RNA from Harmonia axyridis, 611 nucleotides. RefSeq names its product guanine nucleotide exchange factor MSS4 homolog (gene strat). The record is from RefSeq and is a predicted model, not a curated record. The coding region runs from base 67 to 429 and encodes 120 amino acids. The transcript has 2 exons. Gene Ontology annotation, molecular function: zinc ion binding; guanyl-nucleotide exchange factor activity. Gene Ontology annotation, biological process: post-Golgi vesicle-mediated transport; small GTPase-mediated signal transduction. Gene Ontology annotation, cellular component: cytosol; membrane. NCBI's taxonomy places the organism in Eukaryota, Metazoa, Arthropoda, Insecta, Coleoptera, Coccinellidae.
UCGUGUGAACUUUUUAUUCUAUGAUUACGAAUUCUUUUUGCAUUUACAAAAAUCUCAAAAUAAACAAUGCCUGUUUCUACAGAAAAUUAUGACGAUGAAAUAGCUGAUGGCAAAAAUGUAAGAACAGUAAAAUGUUCUUAUUGCCAAUCAGUUAUUCUAUUGCCAUCCUCUGGAUCAUUUAUUAAAUCACAGUUUCAAUUACCGUUGAUGAAACAAAAUAAAACUAACGAUUUAGAUCCUAAAAACGAACUUAUCUCUUCGUUUUGGUGUGUCCCUGAUAUGUACACUUUUCAAAAUGUGGGCUUCUCUAAUACCGUUGGGACUACAAAGUUUUUGGCUUGUGCUGAUUGUGAAGCAGGACCAAUUGGGUAUCACGACUUGGAGAAUGGAAAAAGCUAUAUAGCCUUGCCUAGAGUGAGACAUUGUUGAUGUCUCAGUUAGAUAAUACAUUAAUUUUGUUUCUAUGUGAUAAAUUAUCAUUUUUGGUGUUCUAAUGUAUUAGUUCAAAUUGGGAGUAUCUAAGAAUACUGUAUAAUAUAAACUGAGAAAUAACUAUGGUAUUAUUUGUAGAUAAUUGAGUAUUGUGCAUGUUAAAUAAAUGAAAAAAAUAG